AUCAUGACGUUACUUAAAAUAUAAUACCUCAUUCUAACUUAUACUAAUUGUUAAAUAUUAGUCCAUGUUUUUGAGACUUUGUGUUCAUUACUUUCCAAAUCUAUCUGCUUACCGUUUGUCUAUAUCCUCAUGGCAUGUACAUCCUAUUCUACAUGAAGCAGCUACGUUGAAAUUGCACAACUCAAGAGUUUAUUUUAAUUUUUUCAUUACAUAGUCAUAAAUUAAAUAGUAAAACUACUCUUUUUAUAUAUUGCUAAAUAUUUAUUAUUUUAAAAUUUAUUAAAAUUCCUAAAAAUGGAUAAUAAUGAUAUUAUUGAUGAAGAACAACUUGAACCCUCUCUACAAAACGUAAUUAGCCAGGAUAGUUUAAAAUGGAUAUUCGUUGGUGGAAAAGGAGGUGUUGGUAAAACUACUUGCAGUUGUAGUUUGGCUAUUCAAUUAGCUAAAGUUCGUGAAUCAGUACUUCUAUUAUCAACUGAUCCAGCACACAACAUAUCUGAUGCUUUUGGACAACGAUUCACCAAAGCACCUACAAAAGUUGAAGGUUUCAAUAAUUUAUUUGCUAUGGAAGUUGACCCUGAUGUUCACAGUGAAAAUGAAAAUUUCCUUGGAGGUGAAGAUGAAUCUGAUACAAUGCGGUUAGGUAAAAGUAUUAUACAAGACAUUAUAGGAGCAUUUCCAGGUAUUGAUGAGUCAAUGAGUUAUGCUCAAGUGAUGAAGUUGGUUAAGAGUAUGAACUUUUCAGUUGUUGUAUUUGACACAGCUCCUACUGGACAUACUUUGAGACUAUUAACAUUUCCUUUGAUGAUGGAAAAAGCUAUAGGAAAAAUUUUGGAAUUGAAAAAUAGAAUAGGCCCUUACCUAAAUCAAAUGAGUAUGCUUUUUGGAGCAGGUAUUAAUGUAGAUGAUAUUUCGCAAAAACUUGAAGAAAUGUUAGCUACUAUUAAAACAGUUAAUCAACAAUUCAGAAAUCCUGAUCAAACCACAUUUGUUUGUGUAUGUAUUGCUGAAUUUUUGUCAUUGUAUGAAACGGAAAGGCUUAUCCAAGAAUUGACCAAAAAUGAAAUUGAUACCCAUAAUAUUAUUGUUAAUCAAUUGUACAUUAACAAUGGUGAUUCAGAUCCUAGUUGUAAAAAGUGUUCUUCUAGACGAGCGUUACAGAGUACCUAUCUAGAACAGAUAAAUGAUUUGUAUCUUGAUUUCCACGUUACUAAGCUUCCAUUGUUAGAAAAAGAAGUACGAGGUGUUACUGAUUUAUCAGAGUUUUCGAAGUACUUAUUGGACCCAAAUUAUGCUUUUAAUAAAAACAAAUAAAAAC
Messenger RNA from Aphis gossypii (cotton aphid), 1318 nucleotides. RefSeq names its product ATPase ASNA1 homolog. NCBI's taxonomy places the organism in Eukaryota, Metazoa, Arthropoda, Insecta, Hemiptera, Aphididae. The record is from RefSeq and is a predicted model, not a curated record. Gene Ontology annotation, biological process: post-translational protein targeting to endoplasmic reticulum membrane. Bases 295 to 1314 code for a protein of 339 amino acids. Gene Ontology annotation, molecular function: ATP binding; ATP hydrolysis activity. Gene Ontology annotation, cellular component: GET complex. The transcript has 6 exons.